This is a messenger RNA of Pecten maximus, 1121 nucleotides long. RefSeq names its product innexin unc-9-like. The transcript is spliced from 2 exons. Lineage: Eukaryota; Metazoa; Mollusca; Bivalvia; Pectinida; Pectinidae. The record is from RefSeq and is a predicted model, not a curated record. The coding region runs from base 87 to 1121 and encodes 344 amino acids.
CAUCCUCACGCGUCCAUUACACAAACUAUGUGUGUAAUACACAAGGAUUUUAUUAUGUGCCCUAUGUUGAACCAUUACCAGACAUAAUGAGUCGGCAUGGUCUAGACGGUAAGGAACACACCCUCAAAUACUACCCUUGGAUAUCCCUUAUUUUGAUCCUCCAAGCGUUUUUAUUUUAUAUACCUCACUUGCUAUGGAGACUAGGCGCCGUCAGAGAGGGAUUUCAUCACGCCGUCUGUCUAGAUAUCAUUGAUAGACAUAUGUUUGAAAGGAAGACGGACGAAUCAGGACGAAAAAUUAAAGAAGAGGUCAUCGACAGUAUUGAGAACUAUUUAAUCCGUUUGAUCGGUUUGCAGGAUUCCGCGAGCUCAUAUUUGACUCCGCUUAUUCCUAUGGGGUAUCGCUACACAGCCUGGUUUGUCGCAGCACAUUUUUUCCUGAUAAUUAAUUCUGUUUCGCAGUUUUACCUGCUGGAGUUUCUACUUGGAAUUGAUUUUAUGAACUUCGGUAUAGAUUAUUUAUCACAGAUGCCAAAUUUAUUAUGGAAAGAUCCAAAUAGAUUUCCAAGAACAGCGUUUUGUGAUUUAACCAUUCGCCAGCAAACCAACAUCCAGCUAUAUACAGUCCAGUGUGCUCUACCAUCAAACAUGUUUACUGAAAAAAUGUUCAUGUUUGUGUGGAUAAUACUGCUUGGCGUGUCUAUUCUAAACAUACUUUCAUUCGCGUACCACGUGACUACAAUACAACCGGGAAGUUUUUCCAAUGAGUUGUUUCAGUUGGAUUGCUCUCUCGGGAGCAUCUUGGUCCCAGACAGACUGGUCCUCGCAUAUCUAGAUGAGGCGUCCUUCACCGAGAUGUUCGACUACUCUACAAUUGGGACAUACGUAGAGUGUGCGUUGUCCUUACUCUCCAAUAUCCUGUUGGCUUCAGGAAAGGAAACGUUCUGGGUACAUUUCAUCCGGAGUUCUUCCCUCGCCUUUUUCCAGACUGCAGUCUCGAGAGGAGACCUUAUGAUUUCCCUAGCAGCUGAUGCAAAGUUGGCCAACAAUUGUUCACUUCUCACGGUCGGUACAUCUUCGCUAGCCAAGGCUUCUGAUUACGUUAUACACCACGAAGUGUAA